AAGCAAGCAAGAAAAGAAGGAAGGAAAGGAAAGGAAGGUGAGCCAAAGAGAGAAAGGGAGUGAGAGGGAGGAGGAGCAAUGUGGCCAGGUUGGCCACAUUGAUUGCAUCCGGUGAAGGAAGCGCGACGCUUUUCCGGCAUCACAAUCUUCGUGCUGCGCGACGAGGGAAUUGCUGUCCCACCUCUAUCGGAAGAGAGGGGUGGAAAGAGUUGUCAUCUCGCGUGGGGUGCGAUGUCCUGCACUGCCUGCACUGCCUUGUAUCGGAGAUCUCGUUGGAAAAGUAUGCGCCAUCUGCGUUCCGGGACGGCGCUUACUCACAGCAAGUCGGUGGUUGCCCCCGUCUUUUUCAUUCUUGGGUGCCGAUCGGAUACGACAAACAAGGUUGGCGGGGGGGGGAGAUUUGUCGCUGCCAGUUGUCUGGUUGCGAGUGGCAACACUGCAGAUGAGCGGUGCAGGGGAGAGAGCCAAGUGCCUUUGAGGGGCUGGGAGCUGCGGCUUUAGUUGUUGAAGACUUUCGGAUCGUGUGUUGACGGAACAACCGAGAGCAAUCAUGUUUCGAGGGAUUCGUAAAUUUGUGCAUGAGCUGAAAGAGGAUAUCUUGCACGAUCAUGACCAUCCUCAUGCUUGUGAGCAGCCUCACAUCGCUCAACAGCCUCAUAUUCCUCACCACCCGCAUACCAGCUAUUCCCCUCAUGCAAGUGGAUUCAUCGGCGCCAGUAUCUCCCUCGUUGAGCAGGACAAAUACGUUAUCUUGGACAAUGGGAUAGUCGAAAUGACACUCACCAAGCCUGGUGGGAUCGUGACCUGCGUCAAAUAUGGUGGAAUCGAAAACCUCCUUGAAACCCAUAACAAGGAAACCAACAGAGGAUACUGGGAUUUGAACUGGAGCCCAGUCGGUGGAAGGGAUACCUUUGACGUCAUCAGUGGAACCAGCUUCAGUGUCGUGUACAAGGACGACAACAGAGUAGAGGUUUCAUUUUACCGACCGUAUGACCCAAAUUGUGGAGGCAUACCUGUUAACAUCGACAAGCGAUUUGUACUCCUGCGAGGGGUUUCAGGUUUUUACACUUACGGAAUAUACGACCGACCAUGCGGCUGGCCUGCAUUCAAUUUCAAUCAAAAUCGAGUCACGUUCAAGCUCCAAAAAGACAAGUUCCAUUUCAUGGCCGUGGCAGAUGACCGGCAGAGGGUGAUGCCUUGCCCUGAGGACUUGACUCCGACCAGGUGUGAGCAGCUCGCUUACCCUGAGGCACAUGUGCUUACGGAUCCUGUUGAUCCCGAUCUUUGUGGUGAGGUGGACGAUAAGUAUCAGUACACGAUGGACAACAAAGACAUGAAAGUGCAUGGCUGGGCGAGCGACGACCCUAGGGUUGGGUGGUGGAUCAUCUCCCCUAGCAACGAGUUUCGGAACGGUGGUCCUACGAAGCAGAACCUAACAUCACAUGUUGGCCCAACAUGUCUGGCUGUCUUCCAAGGUGCACAUUAUGCUGGGAGUGAUCUGAACCCCGGUUUUGAGGAGGGGGAACCGUGGGAAAAAGUUUUUGGCCCCGUCUUCAUCUACCUCAACUCGGCACCGCCGGGUACUCCGCACAGUGCCUUGUGGGAAAACGCCAAGGCUCAAGCAGCAGAAGAAGAGUCAGCAUGGCCCUACUCCUGGGCUGGUUCACCCGCCUUCUUGAAGGCAGAAGAGCGCGGUACUCUGAGUGGCCGGCUUCUUGUUUCGGAUCCGUUCCAACCACCCUACACAUGGGGAGCUAAGGACGCUUAUUUGGGAUUGGCGGCUCCAGGCGAGGCGGGGUCAUGGCAAACUGAGAGCAAGGGCUACCAGUUCUGGACCCAAGCCGAUGCUGAUGGGUGCUUUUGCAUACGCAAUAUUCGCCCUGGAGUGUACGACCUUUACGGAUGGGUUCCUGGUGUUCCGGGAGACUUCAAAUACGCACAGGGUUCCAUUCAUAUCCAACCAGGCGCGGUGGUUGAUGUCAGUGACAUAACUUACUCUAGUCCUCGAGACGGGCCUACCGUGUGGGAGAUCGGCUUCCCUGACCGCACAGCGAAGGGCUUUUUUGUCCCGGAUGCGAACCCUAAAUAUGCCAACAAGCUCUUCCUUAACCACCCAGAGAAGUGGCGUCAAUACGGCUUGUGGGAGCGAUAUACAGAUCUUUACCCUACAGAAGACUUGGUUUACACUGUGGGCCAAAGUGACUGGCGAAAGGAUUGGUUCUUUGCACAUCUUACGAGAAUGAAUCCUGACGGCACAUACUCACCCACAACUUGGGAGAUUCGUUUUGAGCUUCCCGAUGUAGUCACCGGCAUCCCUUACAAACUCCGAAUCGCAUCUGCAGCUGCCAACGUAGGUGCCAUUCAGGUGUUCGUGAACAACAUGGACCGGACGAAGAAACCUUUGUUCGACACAAUGCAAUACGGGAAAGACAAUGCUGUUGCACGCCACGGCAUCCAUGGACUCUACAAGCUGUGGAACAUCGACGUGGAUUCAAACCUUCUGCAAGCUGGCCCCAACGUCAUAUACUUGACGCAAAGGAAAGCCACAGGGCCUUUCAAUGCGAUCAUGUAUGAUUAUCUGCGCCUGGAAGCUCCUGUUCGUGGCUGCCAUUCAGAUGUGGAUUCAGAUUGAUUACCCACAACACACUCUUCACUGCCACAGCUUUCCCAGAAGGUCUGUGCCUGAGUUUUCAUCAUCUUUAUAUUCCAUCGUUGGGUGCUGCUCCUCGUUGCGGCUUCCCCCUCCAGCUUCUUUCAUCAUAUACAUCAAUUUAUGUGAGAAAUGAGUACUAUUUUUUAUUUAUUAGCACAUUGCAAAGCAGGAAUAUGAUGCUGUUAUGUUCCUCUCAUUCCGAGUUAGUGGGCGAUUGUUGCAUAAAACAGUAGAAUAGAAUUUUGUGAUGUGCUUCAAACAACACAAGAAAAAUCUGAUAAAGUCGGCACUUCUUCGUUAUGUUGUAACCCUCUUUGGUAACAUAAGUGAAAGUCUAAGGUUGGUUUUUAUUUGGGAUA
Physcomitrium patens is the source of this 3012-nucleotide messenger RNA. The record is from RefSeq and is a predicted model, not a curated record. Lineage: Eukaryota; Viridiplantae; Streptophyta; Bryopsida; Funariales; Funariaceae.